GCUUCGCGCUGACUCAGCGGCGACGGAGGCGGCGGCGGCGUUAGCCGGCCCCUCGCGCUCUUUCCCUUCCUGGGGCGCCGACCCCGCCCGCCUGCUUGCUAGGUUGCCGGUCCGGCGCCACGCAAGAGAAGGCGUCAGGGGACGCGGAGCGGCGCGCGGCCCCAGCCAGCUCUGUCUCCGGCAUUAGCGCUGCGGCCGUGGCGGAGGACGACGGCGACAAGGACGAGGGCCGCUCUCCCCGCUCCCUGCGUGCGGCGUCGCUCCGCUCCGCUGACCAGCCCUCGGGAGUGCAGGCGGGGAGGCGGGAUGGAGUGAUAGGGAAGAUGUUUGUGGAUUCUUCUGUGGGAUCAGAGGGCACGCCUAUUGUAAUCAGAAAACUCCAAGAAUAGCAGCAGGGAUGGAUGAACAGGCUCUUUUAGGGCUAAAUCCAAAUGCUGAUUCAGACUUCAGACAAAGGGCCCUGGCCUAUUUUGAGCAGUUAAAGAUUUCCCCAGAUGCCUGGCAAGUGUGUGCUGAAGCUCUGGCCCAAAGGACAUACAGUGAUGAUCACAUAAAGUUUUUCUGCUUUCAAGUACUGGAACAUCAAGUUAAAUACAAAUACUCAGAGCUAACUACAGUUCAGCAACAACUAAUUAGGGAGACGCUCAUCUCUUGGCUUCAAGCUCAGAUGCUGAAUCCCCAACCAGAGAAGACCUUUAUACGAAAUAAAGCAGCCCAAGUCUUCGCCUUGCUUUUUGUUACAGAAUAUCUCACUAGAUGGCCCAAGUUUUUUUUUGACAUUCUCUCAGUAGUGGACCUAAAUCCAAGGGGAGUAGAUCUGUACCUCCGAAUCCUCAUGGCAAUUGAUUCAGAGUUGGUGGAUCGUGAUGUGGUGCAUACAUCAGAGGAGGCUCGUAGGAAUACUCUAAUAAAAGAUACCAUGAGGGAGCAGUGCAUUCCAAACUUAGUGGAAUCAUGGUACCAAAUCUUACAAAAUUAUCAGUAUACUAAUUCAGAAGUGACGUGUCAGUGCCUUGAGGUAGUUGGGGCUUAUGUCUCUUGGAUAGACUUAUCCCUUAUAGCCAAUGAUAGGUUUAUAAAUAUGCUGCUAGGUCAUAUGUCAAUAGAAGUUCUACGGGAAGAAGCAUGUGACUGUUUAUUUGAAAUUGUAAAUAAAGGAAUGGAUCCUGUUGAUAAAAUGAAACUAGUAGAAUCUUUGUGUCAAGUAUUACAGUCUGCUGGGUUUUUCAGCAUUGACCAGGAAGAAGAUGUUGACUUCCUGGCCAGAUUUUCUAAACUGGUAAAUGGAAUGGGACAGUCCUUGAUAGUUAGUUGGACUAAAUUAAUUAAGAAUGGGGAUAUCAAGAAUGCUCAAGAGGCACUACAAGCUAUUGAAACAAAAGUGGCCCUGAUGCUGCAGCUACUAAUUCAUGAAGAUGAUGACAUCUCUUCUAAUAUUAUUGGAUUUUGUUAUGAUUAUCUUCAUAUUUUGAAACAGCUUACAGUGCUCUCGGAUCAGCAAAAAGCUAAUGUAGAGGCAAUCAUGUUGGCCGUUAUGAAAAAACUGACUUACGAUGAAGAAUAUAACUUUGAAAAUGAGGGUGAAGAUGAAGCCAUGUUUGUAGAAUACAGAAAACAACUGAAGUUGUUGUUGGACAGGCUUGCUCAAGUUUCACCGGAGCUACUGCUGGCUUCUGUUCGCAGAGUUUUUAGUUCCACACUGCAGAAUUGGCAGACUACACGUUUUAUGGAGGUUGAAGUAGCAAUAAGACUGCUGUAUAUGUUGGCAGAAGCUCUUCCAGUAUCUCAUGGUGCUCACUUCUCAGGUGAUGUUUCAAAAGCUAGUGCUUUGCAGGAUAUGAUGCGAACUUUGGUAACAUCAGGAGUUAGUUCCUAUCAGCAUACAUCUGUGACAUUGGAGUUCUUCGAAACUGUUGUUAGAUAUGAAAAGUUUUUCACAGUUGAACCUCAACACAUUCCAUGUGUCCUAAUGGCCUUCUUAGAUCAUAGGGGUCUGCGGCAUUCUAGUGCCAAAGUGCGGAGCCGAGCUGCUUACCUGUUUUCCAGAUUUGUCAAGUCUCUAAAUAAACAAAUGAAUCCUUUCAUUGAGGAUAUUCUGAAUAGGAUACAAGAUUUAUUAGAGCUUUCUCCACCUGAGAAUGGUUACCAGUCUUUGUUGAGCAGCGACGAUCAACUCUUUAUUUAUGAGACAGCUGGAGUGCUGAUUGUUAACAGUGAAUAUCCUGCCGAACGGAAACAAGCAUUAAUGAGAAAUCUGUUGACCCCACUAAUGGAGAAGUUUAAAAUUCUGUUAGAAAAGUUGAUGCUGGCACAAGAUGAAGAAAGGCAGGCAUCACUAGCAGACUGUCUCAACCAUGCCGUUGGAUUUGCCAGUCGAACCAGCAAAGCUUUCAGCAACAAGCAGACUGUGAAACAAUGUGGCUGUUCCGAAGUUUAUCUGGACUGCUUACAGACGUUCUUGCCAGCACUCAGUUGCCCCUUACAAAAGGAUAUUCUCAGAAGUGGAGUUCGGACUUUCCUUCAUCGAAUGAUUAUUUGCCUAGAGGAAGAAGUUCUUCCAUUCAUCCCGUCUGCCUCAGAACACAUGCUCAAAGAUUGUGAAGCAAAAGACCUCCAGGAGUUCAUUCCUCUUAUCAACCAGAUUACAGCCAAGUUUAAGAUACAGGUAUCUCCUUUUUUACAGCAAAUGUUCAUGCCUCUGCUUCAUGCAAUUUUUGAAGUGUUGCUCCGACCAGCAGAAGAAAAUGACCAGUCUGCUGCUUUAGAGAAGCAAAUGUUGCGAAGGAGUUACUUUGCUUUCCUGCAAACAGUCACAGGCAGCGGGAUGAGCGAAGUCAUAGCAAAUCAAGGUGCAGAAAAUGUAGAACGAGUUCUGGUUACUGUUAUCCAAGGAGCAGUCGAAUAUCCAGAUCCAAUUGCCCAGAAAACGUGUUUUAUCAUCCUCUCCAAGUUGGUAGAACUCUGGGGAGGUAAAGAUGGACCAGUGGGAUUUGCUGAUUUUGUUUAUAAGCACAUUGUCCCUGCCUGUUUCCUAGCACCUUUAAAACAGACCUUUGACCUGGCAGAUGCACAAACAGUAUUGGCUUUGUCUGAAUGUGCGGUGACAUUGAAAACAAUUCAUCUCAAACGGGGCCCAGAAUGUGUUCAGUAUCUUCAACAAGAAUACCUGCCUUCCUUGCAAGUAGCUCCAGAGAUAAUUCAGGAGUUUUGUCAAGCGCUUCAGCAGCCUGAUGCUAAAGUUUUUAAAAAUUACUUAAAGGUAUUCUUCCAGAGAGCAAAGCCCUAAGGACUGGAUCUCCCUGUGCCUACUUUAUGAUCAAGAAUUCCAGUUAAUAAUUUAUAAAGAAGCAGUUUUUGUGUGCCAUUCACACUGGUCUUUUUAACAUUGCUUUAAGCUUAUUGCAGUAUAUGUAUUGGAACUUUUCCUGUAAAAUGGGUGUAAUUUUCUCUGAAUACAGGUAUGUGACAACAAGAGAAGUUGCUUGCAUGCCAGUUCAAAUUGUUCUAUAUAAAAAUGCUGUUAAAAGAUACAGCACGGUUAUCUUAGUACCCCCCCUUUUUUUUUUUACUGGAAAUGUUAAAUCCUUUAUAAAGACCACAUAGCAGGAAAACAGUGUACUUUUUUUCAAUUGCUAAAUAUGUUUGAACAUGUUAAUUUCCUUUUAUGUGUGCAGACUCCAAAUAUGGGGAGAAUACAACAAAUCAAAACUAACUUUUUGUAGAUAGCCAUUACAUUUCUUUAAACUGUUUCGAUGCCAAUGUGUGUUCUACAAAAGAGAAUGGUUUCAUAAAUUAACUGAUUUAAGAGUAGGUGUCAGUGUUACACACUUUUUAUAAAAAAAAAUAAAUUUUACGUAGUGAAAUCUA
Herpailurus yagouaroundi (jaguarundi) is the source of this 3867-nucleotide messenger RNA. It is a transcript of the gene XPOT, whose product is annotated as exportin for tRNA. The transcript has 25 exons. NCBI's taxonomy places the organism in Eukaryota, Metazoa, Chordata, Mammalia, Carnivora, Felidae. Bases 398 to 3286 code for a protein of 962 amino acids. Gene Ontology annotation, molecular function: small GTPase binding; tRNA binding. Gene Ontology annotation, biological process: intracellular protein transport; tRNA re-export from nucleus. Gene Ontology annotation, cellular component: nuclear pore; nuclear matrix; cytoplasm. The record is from RefSeq and is a predicted model, not a curated record.